AUGCCAGGCUUCGAGGUGAGCCCCGAGGAAGGCCUCGAACCAGGAUCGUGUUGGAUGUUCGUGUUCGAAGGUGCCUCGAAUGCUCGAGGUCAUGGUAUAGGUGUUGUUAUCACUUCUCCAACUGGUUUCCACCUUCCGUUUACCUCUAUAUUAUGUUUUGACUGCACUAACAACAAGGCAGAAUAUGAAGCAUGUAUCUACGAUUUAGAGGCGGCAAUCGACUUGAGGAUCAAGAUUCUUGAGGUAUUCGGUGAUUCAGCUCUGGUAUCAGUCAGGGAAGAAAAUCAGUUAGCAGAUGCUCUAGCCAUGUUGGCAUCUAUGUUCAAGGUCAAAUGGAAGAAUGAAGCACCGUCCAUCCAGACUGACCACUUAGAUGAGCCAGCACAUUGCCUAGCAGUUGAGGUCGAUCCUGACGAUAAGCCCUGGUUCUACGACAUAAAAACAUUUAUGGAAAAACAUCAAUAUCCCGAGGGUAUAUCCAUUACUGAUAAGAAGGCUCUGUGA
Messenger RNA from Lathyrus oleraceus (garden pea), 504 nucleotides. RefSeq lists its product as uncharacterized. NCBI's taxonomy places the organism in Eukaryota, Viridiplantae, Streptophyta, Magnoliopsida, Fabales, Fabaceae. Gene Ontology annotation, molecular function: nucleic acid binding. The record is from RefSeq and is a predicted model, not a curated record. Bases 1 to 504 code for a protein of 167 amino acids. The transcript has 2 exons.